AUGGCUAGGCGUGGACACCCUUUGUUUCAAUCAGGCAUGUUGGUAUUGGUGGUGGUGGCUGCAUUGUUUGGUUGCACCUCUGCUUGCCCAAGUUGCCCACCUGGGUGCCCACCUGCAGUGCGAUACCGAGUGGGAGACUCAAUCUGGUCCAUAGCACCAUCCCCAAACUAUUACACCAACUGGUCCUCCUCUCAUUUCUUCCGAACCGGCGACUCUCUCAGUUUUGACUUUGAGACGGGUGUUAACAAUGUAAUUCAAGUGUCAAGGCAAGAGUACCAGAGGUGCACUGCGUGCAACCCCUAUAAGGUCUUCAACAAUGGUCCCGCAAUUGUACCACUGAAUCAGAUAGGUGUCUUCUAUUUCAUCAGCAAUUUCUCAAACAACUGUGCUCUUGGGCUCAAGGUUUCAGUGAAGGUGCAUGCGUGCUCCGAUAAAUCUCCACUUACUCCAUUGCCAUCACCUUCUCCUUCUCCUAGUCCUCGAUCAUCAACGCCCGCAUCAUCUCCCGGCAUGAGGAAUGGAUCUAAUCCAUCAGUGCCAGAUAUAAGCCCAGCGGCAUCCCCUUAUGGCUAUGCUCCAGAAGCUAAUGCUCCCACUUCCAAGUCUGCGGCAUCGGGGCUUAGAAGGAUCAGUACAAGUUCUUCUGAAGUCCUAUUUGCAUGGGCUUUUGGAUUGUGCAUGGUGGUAUUUACCAUGCUUGGAUGA
Molecule: messenger RNA, 705 nt
Organism: Quercus lobata
Lineage: Eukaryota; Viridiplantae; Streptophyta; Magnoliopsida; Fagales; Fagaceae
Product: cucumber peeling cupredoxin-like
Exons: 2
Coding region: 1-705 (234 amino acids)
Cellular component (GO): plasma membrane
Molecular function (GO): electron transfer activity
Source: RefSeq, a predicted model, not a curated record